Molecule: messenger RNA, 4062 nt
Organism: Pangasianodon hypophthalmus (striped catfish)
Lineage: Eukaryota; Metazoa; Chordata; Actinopteri; Siluriformes; Pangasiidae
Gene: fbxl9
Product: F-box and leucine rich repeat protein
Exons: 8
Coding region: 304-2235 (643 amino acids)
Biological process (GO): SCF-dependent proteasomal ubiquitin-dependent protein catabolic process
Cellular component (GO): SCF ubiquitin ligase complex
Molecular function (GO): protein binding
Source: RefSeq, a predicted model, not a curated record
UGUCUGCACGUGAUACCGUGUCACGUGAUCUACCGGUAGUCAUUCUAAUGUGUACCUUUCAACCUCGUUUAUUGGCUUAUUAUUAUCAUGUAAACCGCUGGAUUCAGUGAACACCGGAGCAGACCGACUCGAGGGUGUGGUCACCAUGUUGGCUUUGGUCAAAACAGCGAAUUAAUUAACAAAGGAUCAGGAAGAAGCUUCUUUAUGGAUUUGGUUGGUGUUAUUUGACAUCAUCUGGCACAUGGUGUGAGUCAGAAGGACGCUGUGAACUUUUCCCCAUGCAGGUGAAAUCACUGAUCAGUAAUGGAGACUCCAGCAUUGCCACAUGAGGUCAUUUCCCACAUUCUGAGCUUUCUUCAUCCAUCAGACCGAAAAGAAGCCUCGCUGGUCUGCAGGAGCUGGUAUGAAGCAAGCCGAGAUCAUCAGUUUCAGAAAAAUGUCACAUUCAGGUUCCCGGUUUGUGCAUCUUCGUUAGCGUUUAUCCGUGGUCUCGCUCGCCGGCAUCGAUGCAGUCUGAUCAUCAGCCAUGUGGACGACUCCAACCUGUCACGUCAAGUGCUGGAGGAGGUCAGAGUUCACCACGGGGCUCGGCUCAUGGGUCUGGCACUGCCCCGGAGCAGCAUGAUGGAGUCGUCCCUCCUGAAACUCCUGCCGUGCCUGACCGGCCUGCGCAAGCUCGACCUCAACGGUCUCGACAGUCUCUUCAUGUCAGGAGCUUUCCUGAGCCGUGAGGAGCAUCGACAGCAGGUUCGUACGGCUCUGAAGAACCUGGAAGAAUUGGACCUGUCUGACCUGCGCUACCUCUCAGACCUCACCUUUAAUCAUCUAACAGGCUGCACUCUGAGACUCCGUCAUCUAGCGCUGGCUGGCUGUCACAUCGCUUUUGAGUUUGAUCCGUACCGAGGCUGCGCGGUGGGCCUGGGCUCGACAGCCAUGCUGUCGCUGAGGAACCUGCUCCGGCUCCUCCAGGAUCAGAGCGCCACGCUGCGCAGCCUGGACCUCAGCCGCACCUCCAUCACCCCUGAGUCUCUGCGCUCGCUGGCUCGAGUCCCCGGCCUCCACCUGGAGGAGCUGAGCCUGUCCGGCUGUAAGAAGCUCACCGAUUACUCCAUCGAGCAGCUCUGCAGGCACCAGAGAGGCCUCCACAAGCUGGACUUGAGCGGCUGCACGGAACUGACGAGCCGCAGCGUGCUGGCUAUAGGUGCUGAGAUCAAACAGCUCCAGAGUCUCUCGCUGGCCCGCGUCUGGAGGAUUACAGAAAAAGGGUUGGCAGAUUUAAUGUUGCUGCCCGCACUGAGCUCACUGGACCUGGCUGAAUGUGUUAAUGUGAGCGGAGUGGAGCUGGUGAAGGGCCUGUCGUCCCCACAGCCCAGAGCUCAGCUGGAGAAACUCAGCCUCAGGAACUGGACCUACAUCCGGGACGUUUGCUCGCUAGCUCAGUUGUUGACGUCCAGUCUGAAAGAGCUGGAUCUGACCUCCUGCGCUGUCCUCACAGACUCGAGUGUCCGCGCCAUCGCGUCCUACCUGCCCGGGCUGCAGGUGCUGCGUCUCGGCUUGUGUAAGUUGAUUACAGACUGGGGACUGCUCGGAAUGGAGCAGCCCAGCGAUGGCAAAGAGCCCAGUAAGCAUCUGCAGGAGGAAAAAGGGCUGAGCUUUACCCGGACUUUCGGGAACAUGGGUUUCUUUCAGCCUCCUAGAAUGCCGUUCGAUGAGAAGCCACGUCUGGUCACUGAGGAGGACCUGGGCGCCUUCAGGGAGCAAGAAGGAGCCUCUCUGCGGGCGAUCCAGGGUCUACAGGAGCUGGACCUGACCGGCUGCUCCAAACUGACAGACGCCAGCAUAACGCAAGUGCUGCGUUUCCCCAUGCUCCAGCGCCUCUCUCUCGCCAUGCUGCCAGAGAUCAGUGACGAGGGCGUGGCGUCUGUGGCUCUUCACUGCCGCUGCCUGACCAGCCUGGCGCUGAGCGGCUGUUCCCGGCUCACAGACGAGGGUCUGGCUCGCGCCCUGCCUCACCUGCACAGACUGCAGCGUCUGCAGCUCGCCUACUGCGACGGCAUCACAGACAGGUCCCUGAGCCUCAUAGUCCAGCACUGCAAGAGACUGAGGACGCUGGACAUCUCCAAGUGCAGAGGUAUUACUGUAACUCAGGUGGACUUCCUCCAAUCACAUCUCCCCUUCCUGGAAAACGUGCAGUAUCGUUCUGUGGGCGGAGCGAACUUAAACCUCGUGCUCUGAUUAACGGGGUUGUUGUGUGAAAAAGUUUUGGUACCACUACAACGUUACAACGUACAUUUUAAACAUUUGGAUGGUACUUUGAUGAGGCGUUUCUGCUCACUGACUGACGCCAUAUUGUUACAUUAUGCAGGUGUGUGUAGAGUAAGUGGAAGUGUACAACUAAAGCAUGGACCAACAAACCAUCCACACUUCAUCGCUGUUAUUUCCCCCUCACUCGUAUGCCGACAAAUCCUUCUGUGCUUCUGAUAUUCCCGCCUCCUGUGCACGGAUCGGCUAGUUGUUCUGACACACAAGCAUUCAGACGAUACGACAGGUGAAAACUAAUCUGUAACACUUUCUAUGAAGGUCAUAGCUACACUGAUCUAUGAGCGUAUUCAUAUGAUAUAAAGCACCGAUAAGGUUUUUCUACACAUGGUUAUAUCGAGGUUAUUUAUCAAUAUAAAAUGCAUGACACUUUAUAGCUAUCUGCAUUAUGCAUUAUGAAUUGUUAGCAUGAUGUAUUAUAAGUAGUGUUCACGACACAUUAUAACACUUUGUAAAGUGCAUCGCAAGAACUGCCUUUUUUUCCUUUAAUGAAUUAUACCAGAAAGAUGAGCAGGAAAUCAUUCUACAAAACUUUACAGUUUGUCAGCGUGUGUACGACUAAACAUAAUGCACUAAUGACGUGAGCCAGAAUUUAUUAGGUGUUGGCGAUAUAAUACGUCAUAAACACUGCUUAUAAUUUGUAAAUGCAUUUUAAUCACUUCUAUAAACUGUAGUGUCUUUUCCUAAAUAGUUAUAACAAUGUGUAUAAUGCCACAUGAAUGCAUUAUAACCGUUUAUGAAUGCAUUCAUAGGUCAUUAUAGAAGUGGUCUUAAUAGAAAGUGUUACUAAAUAAUCGACUCAAGUUUUGGUUUUUUGGUCGCUAGGAUAAUGUGACAAAAGACUAUUUGACAAUGUUUUUUUUCUCUGUUAAUUUGCUUUAUGCAUAUAAUGUCGAAACAUGUUUCCCCAAAGAGAUUCCUAGCUUCUUUUGUUUUUGCACAUAAACUCUAAAAGGUAAAAUAUGUAAAAUAGUACCUUAUGCACUUGAAAUGCCAUAAACAAAUGGCUUUUAAAAUGUUCCUUUUUAAUUAAAAAGGAAAAUUUAUACAGUAUAUGUAAUGCUAUACCUAUACAGGUAUGAGAUCUUUUUUUUUUUUUUUUUUUUUUUUAAAAAGGACAGGCAUAGAGCAAAUCAGAGAAAUUCAUGUUUCUAACCUUACAUACUACUAAACAAGUCACUUUUAAUCAACAUUUGAACAAACAUUUCAAAGAAUACACAUACUAUUAGGGAUGUUUCUAUAUUUUAAUGAUUAAGAAUUUGAUACAAAAAAAAAAUCUCCAUCGUGUUCAGACUUUACAGUAUAACGUAAAGUACAUCUCAAAAAAAAAAAAAAAAAAAAACACCCACUUUUUUGUUGUUUUAUGUGAACAGCUAUUUACAGUAUGGUGAGUCAUCCAAACAAAAGUGAUUUGCUUUUUUUUUUUUUUUUUUUUUAAUUAUUAUUAUUAUUAUUAUUAUUAUUAUUAUUAUUAAAUCAGAGAUGCAGAUGAUUUGUGCCUGGCAGUGAUGGUGCUCAGCUGAAAUGUGUACACAGCGUGUGGAAAGAUUGCCAUCGGUAUUAAAUACAAGUGUUUUUACUGCCGUUAAUCAAAUAGCAAAACCACAGCGUACUGUACCAGAGGAUUUUUAUUUAUUAUGUAUUUAAUUAUAAUUUUGAAUAAAUAUAUCCAUCAGUGGCAGCGAUUCAAAAAAAAAAACUGGCAGCAAAGUAGCGCUGUAAACCUCAGACUUUCACACGAUA